ACACACUUUACAUACGACCAGAAUCACUCUGGAUUUUGUAACAGGUUUCGAGACAAAGUCUGAUUGUGGAAACUGUUAUAAGCAUCUCUCAUUGAAGUCCGCGCUUAAUUUCGAGCUUAUGUAAAUGUUCGCCGAUAUUGGAGAUUUCUAAUGUUCCGCAGAGCUCUCGCCUUUUUCUGUCUCCCUUGUGGGCGGGAGACCGACACCGAAGAUCUUCGUGUCGUAGCGGUCUGCGAUGACGACGCAGAUCCUGUACCAUUCGACCCACAGGAUUUCAACGUGGUGUGGAUGCGGUUCCGUUUGGGCCCCGGUCAACAGGAAGGUGCUCCUCCGAAGACAGAAGAGCCGCAGAAGAUGCCGAUGUCAGCUGAUGGAGGAGACGUCAGUCCUUGGCUGCAGGACACACAGCUGGAGGAGCGCACCAUGGGAAAGGUGGGUGACGCGACUGUUGUCUCGACGGUCGCCGUGGUGCACUCCGGCCCAUGCGAUGGCUCUUCCAGUGAGGGGGAGCUGCCGCCUCCAGAUCGCCGCAGACGCGGCUGCCGCCGUUGCUGGGCGGAAAGGCUGGGCGAGAAGGUGGUCGUUCUGCCACACGGUCGCCAGGGGUACCGCCUAAGUAGGAGAUAAAAUUUUGUCAUGGAGAAGGGAAAUUGAAACCCUGCAGAAACUGCAAAUUUCUGGUCAUGUGAAAAUGAUAAAAUUCACAACAACAACGAGAAGAGAGUUUCUAAAUCUCUCCGUAAGAUAUUAUGGAAUAAUAUUGUAUGGGAGAACGCUAAGAAAGAAAUUUUUAAAGUGUGGUGCAGAACAUAUUACUGUAGGGAGCAGACAUUUUUCCUGAAACGGGGAGCGUUAGGGAGAUAAUAAGAAAAUUGGAAAAGGACGAUAUGAGAAGACGUCUGCAGGUAACGAAACAGGAAAAUUACGAUAUGAAGUUCGGAGGCCAAUGGAGAUAACGUGCUCCAUAGCUAAAAUCUUUGUGGAUUACAGACCGGUGGUACCGGUACGUCCGACUAUUAAUCAAAGUUUAUCGCCAAGGAAGAUUUAAACUGAGAGGCGCGGGGAAGAAGGAAGGGAGUCCAGCGUUAAAACGUGAAGAAUACAGACAGGAAGCAUUGGAAGACCGGAAGACUGGAACAGCAGUAGCCUGUCGAGAUCGAAAACGGCUAAAUGUUAGGAUAAAACGCUGUCAAAGAUGAGAAGACUUUUUUCGCAGCUCAGCUUCGAUUUGUCGUGCAAAUUGGAAAAAUGAUACUGACGGAACAAAGGGUGAUUUUGUGAAGUGUUUCUCACCGGUUCGUUGUUUGUCUUUUAUGAGCUUAUUGUAAACCAGUAACGGAAGACAUAAAAUACGAACAACAACGUAACAGUUGACCUUUCGCAUAUACAGUAAGCAGUUUAACGAAGGAAACUGGUGCAGUGAUCCGUCCCGUGUUGCUGAAAAGAAGUGGUAACAUUUUUGGUUUUUGUGCCGCUUUCGAGGGAGUCAUGCAAAUUCAUGUUACUGAAGUCAGUGUAUUCUAUAUUAACAAACCACUUGUUUAACAGUCAAUAAAAUUUUAAUGGUGAAAUAACAUAAAA
Messenger RNA from Schistocerca gregaria, 1581 nucleotides. RefSeq lists its product as uncharacterized. The transcript is spliced from 4 exons. NCBI's taxonomy places the organism in Eukaryota, Metazoa, Arthropoda, Insecta, Orthoptera, Acrididae. The record is from RefSeq and is a predicted model, not a curated record. The coding region runs from base 151 to 627 and encodes 158 amino acids.